ACAUUGUAGACCCUGGUAGACUCUAGCUCUACAGCCUCUCUACUCUCACUCACUGGAGUUUUGGCCUUCGAAUCUAGCAUUUCGCUCUCUCUCUCUCUCUCUCCCGGAUGCACAGAACUGCCAUCUGUUCCUGUAGUAUAGAUAGCAAGCUGUCCCACUCGGCAUUUUGUUGUCGACCCGGGACUAGCAGCAGUGCUAUCAUGGCUGAAUGUGUGACAGCAACGGUCGCGGUGCCAUGGAAUAGCUCAUGUUCAAAUAGCUCUUCAAAGUGAGUCAUUUCGGAGACAUCUCUCUUUCGAUUAUAUUUUACUACGGCAAGCCUGCACCAACGCUGGCCGAUGUCCGAGAGUGUUGCAAUUUCGGAGACACCGGCCAAGUAACUUGGGGGAAGUUGUGCUUGCGUAGGGCAAGAAUGAAGCUGCUAGCGAUGAGCUAUUCCGCAGUUUGCGUGGCUGUGUUGUGCAUGUACUGCUGCUGUUGCCGCGCAGUCACAGGCAUUACGGACAUGAACCAGGCUAUGCUGGUGCGAAUGGAUGAAAAUACAACAAACAAUAACUCGUCCAAGAUCUACUGCAAGGAUGUUCACGUUCACAAUACUAGUAACCAGUGUCGGUUUGUGGAGACCACGGACGACUGCGCCAUCGCCGGUGGUUUUAUCAGCUAUCUCGAAUUGCCCUACUGUCAUCUGAAUAGCAAUCUUCAACCACUAGCCAUGGUUGUUCUCUUCCUUUGGCUGCUCUAUCUGUUUUUAGCUAUUGGCGUGACGGUGGAGUACUUCCUGUGCCCGGCCCUGUCCGUCAUCUCCAACACACUGGGUCUCAGCGAGAGUGUAGCAGGCGUGACGUUCCUGGCCUUUGGCAACGGAGCGGCGGACAUAUUCAGCUUGUUCGUGCUCAUAACGACGGGUGAUCAAGACCCGGUACGGGCCGAGACCGGCAUGGGUGCUAUACUUGGCGGUGGUCUGUUUGUGACAUCGGUCGUUGUCGGCCUGAUCGCGUUCAACUACCCGCUUCAUAUCAAGCUGACGACGUUCUUACGAGAUGUCGGCUUCUACGUUGCGGCUAUUUGCUGGCUGAUAGUGAUGCUGUGGGACGGUCGCAUAAUGCGCUACGAAGCCCUGGGUUACAUCAUGCUGUAUGUCGUCUACGUCUCCACUGUCAUUAUCAUGCUAAAGUGGUCACAGCGCGGGACUGCACAUCUAGCAGAUGCCGGAGCUGGUGCAUCUGAGCGCACACCACUACUUGGUAGCCCUGAUCACGGCAGUGCUUCACGCCAGCAGUCAGGCGGCGGUGGCAGCAGCCAUGGUACUACUGGUACCAGCGGUGGACAAGACCUGGGCGCAUCGCUGGGCGGUGGAUCAAUGAGCGAGUCGUACACGGGCGGUGCGUUCACAGGUAACAUUGCUGGUGGAUCGGUGGACUGGCGUAUGGCCAGCGACGGCAGUCUGCUCAAAUCCAACCAAGAUGAUGACUUACCAGCCAGUGACUCAACACCAGCAUCUACUGGACAAUCAUCAGCUGUCGGCUCUCCUGGAAAACAAUCUGAUGAUAAUACCGCACAUGAUAAGCUAGAGAUCGGCAAAGCUGGAGCGCAGAACGUGCCCAGAUCCGCGUGGAGCGCUUCCGAGUCCACACGACAGCUGGAAGUCGCCGCGCAUCAUGCUGCACCUAGGUCGGAAGCCAGUGAGCCGAUAGCCGAGUCGUCGACUACAGCUAGCCCACCACCAUUGCCACCACCACCAGUUAGUCCCUGGCGUAAACUGGCUACUGGUCUAUGGCCGUACAGUGUGGACGAUUUCAAAGCUCUGAGCUGGCUUGGUCGUGUCAUGCUAGUCCUGCGAGUUCCGAUACGUCUGUGUCUAACACUAACAACGCCCGUCAUACAGCCCAGCAACGACGAUGAUACGGACGAACAUACCAAUGCCAACUGGAACAAGUUCCUCAUCGCUGCCAAUUGUUUGAUAGCGCCGAUUUUUGCUACUCUAGCUCUGGAUUUAUUCUUCCACAAGAUUCAAGGUGCAGAAGUGAUCUUUGUUGGUGUUGUAGCAUCCGGAGUAGGACUCUUGCUCUUCUUCUGUGUGAUUGUGUUCACCCGGUCUUAUCAAGCACCCCGUGCUAAGCCUAUAUUUUCAUUCCUGGGUUUCUUGAUGUCGGUGGCAUGGAUCUACAUGAUAGCCAAUGAAGUGGUCAAUAUCCUAGAUACUGUUGGUGUGGUGCUGAAGCUGAAUGGAGCGUUCCUAGGACUGACUGUUCUGGCUGGCGGGAACAGUGUGUGUGAUUUGGUUGCUAAUUUCUUGGUGGCAAAGUCUGGUAAGGCCGAGAUGGCUGUGGCGGCGUGCUACGGGAGUCCUCUGCUCAAUAUGCUAAUCGGCGUUGGCCUGUCAGCCACUGUGGCAACCUUCCGCGACGGUGAGCACUAUCAACUGGAGUAUACUAAUCAGCUGAUAGUUGCCUCGAGUGCUCUGCUUGCUGGACUAGCCUUUGCCACAACCUACGUCGUCCUCUCUCACUGCAAAUGCGGAUGGAAAGCCGGCAGAGCAUUUGGGAUUCCUCUCUUCUGCGGCUAUGGAGCAUUCCUAACUGCAGUCUUGGCAUUGGAGUUUGCUUAAUAAAAUGAAAUACAACCGCGGGGUUUCAAUUGGAUCUAUCUAUCUAUCAGAACGAACAACUUAAACGCAAGAUGUUAUUUAUCACUCAUUUAUUACUUACUGGCACCUUUUUUCAUCGACCACCAUACAUGCCACAGCACACCACCAGCAAAGCGCCAAUCCGUUGGUACUGAAUUCCUUCGUACACUGUAACAACUGUUUCGAGUGUAAAACUCUCGUCAGUGAAGGUAAAUAUUGUAGGAAUGGCCAAGAGAGUGAAAAAUCUACCCCUUUAUCUAGUUUUACACCUUUUUUAACUGAGUUUUCUAUGCCUCGACGAAACAUUUCAAUCAACAAUUAAGUUCACUACAGAAUUUUCUUACCGGUAACUGAUUAAAAAACAUAUACUUGACACAGUAUUCAAUAUUUUGACCUAGUUUCUUCUUUCGAAUUCCAAUUUUUAUGUUUGACAUGAACAAUUUAUUACUAUGCUAGGUAGGCAUUUGCUUCGUAGGAAAACAGGAUUUUUAUUUUCAA
Sycon ciliatum is the source of this 3124-nucleotide messenger RNA. RefSeq names its product mitochondrial sodium/calcium exchanger protein-like. The transcript has 12 exons. Bases 413 to 2608 code for a protein of 731 amino acids. Gene Ontology annotation, biological process: monoatomic cation transport; transmembrane transport; intracellular calcium ion homeostasis. Lineage: Eukaryota; Metazoa; Porifera; Calcarea; Leucosolenida; Sycettidae. Gene Ontology annotation, cellular component: membrane. The record is from RefSeq and is a predicted model, not a curated record. Gene Ontology annotation, molecular function: monoatomic cation transmembrane transporter activity.